Messenger RNA from Tinamus guttatus (white-throated tinamou), 7021 nucleotides. The record is from RefSeq and is a predicted model, not a curated record. NCBI's taxonomy places the organism in Eukaryota, Metazoa, Chordata, Aves, Tinamiformes, Tinamidae.
AUGCUGUGGCCUGCUUCGGCCCUGGCGCUUUUCAUUGCGUUACUAGUGCUGUCUGGGCUGAGCUGUGAACCGAACCACUAUGAAAAAAAGAGGCAUAAAAGAGACAUUUAUGACGAGCAGCCUCGUUUGUCCUCUGAGCAGGGUAACUUAGUGUUCCAUACUGGCUCCAGCAAAAAUAUUGAAUUUAGAACUGGACCACUGGGGAAAAUAAAAAUUAAUGAAGAAGACCUUGCAGAGCUUUUUAGUCAGGUGAGGCAAAAUACUGUUGAUAUUCAAGAACUUAGGAAAGGCCUUGGUGCCUCUCAGAACAUGUCAGAUCAGAUUGCCUUGCUGAAUUCCAAGGUAGUGAAUCUCAACAUCCAGCUUCAAAAUUUAGAGCAGACUAUCGGAAGGAAAGCAUGUAGUAGCAACCCCUGUCAGAACGCAGGGACCUGUGUGAACUUGCUGGAUGGCUUCCUUUGCCUCUGUCCCAGCAACUGGCAGGGCCUGCUCUGUUCAGUGGAUGUUAAUGAAUGCCAGAUUUAUGCUGGAACAGCAUUAGGCUGCCAGAAUGGAGCUACAUGUGUGAACACACCAGGCAGCUAUAGCUGCUCCUGCACUCCAGACACCUACGGGCCUCACUGUGCCUCGAAAUUUGAUGACUGCCAGGGAGGAUCUGAGACGCUCUGUGAACAUGGCAUCUGCAUAGACGCAGAGAGGGAUCAGCCCAAUGUGCCCAAGUUCCGCUGUGUCUGUGACGUGGGCUGGAUGUCGCCUCCAGGCAGCCCUGCCUGCAGCGCUGAUGUGGACGAGUGCAGCCUCCCGCGCCACCCGUGCUCGCAGAACCCACUCGUGCAGUGCCACAACACGCCCGGCUCCUACACGUGUGGGCCCUGCCCUGCAGGCUGGCAAGGGAACGGGUACAGUUGCCAGGACAUUGAUGAGUGUGAAAAUAAUAAUGGAGGCUGCUCAACAGCACCGAUGGUUCAAUGUAUCAACACGAUGGGAUCCUUCCACUGUGGGCUUUGUCCACCAGGUUAUGAGGGAGAUGGACAAACGUGUACCCAAGUUGAUAUCUGCUCAAUAAGUAAUGGAGGGUGCCAUCCUUUGGCAACUUGUACCCCUGGUCCAGGGGCAGUGCCAUUUUGUUCCUGCACACCUGGGCACACUGGGAGUGGAUAUGGGCCAAGUGGGUGCUCUCCUCUCAGUGACAUCUGUCAGCUGCAAAACCCAUGUGCAAAUGGGCAGUGCUUGGCAACAAUCUCUGGGUAUUUCUGCGUGUGUAACGGGGGCUGGACGGGCACCAACUGCACGGAGAACAUCGACGAGUGCGCUAGCAACCCGUGCCAGAACGGGGGCACCUGCACGGACGGCGUCGGCGGCUACUCGUGCGAGUGCCCCAGCGCCUGGACAGGGCUGCACUGCCAGCAGGCCCAGCACGUUUGUGGAGGAUACCUUUCGGGCUCCAGAGGAACGUUCAGUUACCCUAACAACCCAAGCAGCCAGCGGUAUGAUAAUAGAGUCAGCUGUGCUUGGGUUAUUCAAACUAAUCCCAACAAGAUUCUGCACAUAACUUUCCCAUUCUUCCAACUGGAGGCAAGUAAUGACUGCAGCUCCGACUUCCUUCAAAUCCAUGAUGGGGCAUCAGCAUCAGCACACAUGCUGGGGAAAUACUGUGGCUCGUCGCCUCCGGCAGAGCUCUCCAGUUCCCACCAUUCCCUGUAUUUUUGGUUCUAUUCAGACCACACCAUUACAGCUGGAGGUUUUACCGUUCAGUGGGAAUCUCGGGAUCCUGAAUGUGGUGGUGAACUGACAGGUACUUACGGCUCAAUAAGUUCUCCAGGAUACCCGGGUAACUAUCCUGUUAACAGAGACUGUUUCUGGACCAUCUCAACCAGUCCUGGCCUCCUCAUCACCUUUGCUUUUGGUACACUAAGCCUAGAACACCAUGAAAACUGCAGCUAUGACUAUGUAGAGAUUCGAGAUGGUCUCCUUCCACAAGACCCAGUCCUCAGUAAAUACUGCAGCACUGUCUCUCCACCCCCACUCCAAACCACUGGUCCAUAUGCCUGGAUUCACUUCCAUUCUGAUGACUUAGUUACUGAUAAAGGUUUCUACAUUGUGUAUACAACAUCACCUGCAGAUACAAAUUGUGGAGGAAAUUACACAGAUAGUGAAGGAGUUAUCAUGUCCCCUUUCUGGCCUAACCCUUACAUUAACAACCGACAAUGUAUCUACAUUAUCACACAACCAGAGGAUGAAAAAGUAUACCUCAACUUCACCCAUAUGGAGCUGGAGAGUCACACUGGUUGUUCAUCAAAUUAUAUUGAGGUUCGAGAUGGUGACAGUGAGAUGUCUCCUCUUAUUAAUAAGUUCUGUCAUAGUAUAUUUAUGUCUCCAAUCACUUCUACCAGCAACAGUCUCUGGAUCAAGUUCAAGUCUGAUUCUUCUGCGCAAAGGGCUAGCUUCAGGGCUGUUUAUCAAGUUGCCUGUGGAGGCUCCCUGUCUGGAGCAGGUACCAUCCACUCACCUUACUACCCCAGGACGUCCUCUUACCUGAAGACCUGUGAGUGGAUCAUCUCCCAGCCAGAUGGCCAAGUGGUGAUUCUUAACUUCACCGACUUUGACAUUCGAAAUACAACCACUUGUGACUCAGACUAUGUUGAGGUCAGAGAUGGCAACAACACCGACUCUCCUCUUCUGGAGAAAUACUGCGGUACAGCAGUACCAUCUCAAGUGCAGUCUUCACGGAACUAUCUCUACGUCAAAUUCAGAGCUUCCUCUCUUACCAACCUUGGCUUCAGAGCUGAGUACUGGCCAUUAGAUAGAGUAUGUGGGGAGGCUCUCACUGAAGCAGAAGGAACUAUUACAAGUCCAGGUCAUCCAACUAUCUACCCACAUGGUAUUACCUGUACUUGGACUAUCAACAUUCAGCCUGGCUACCUUAUCCGCCUGACGUUCACUUCAUUUAACUUGGAGUUUGAUUAUAGUUGCAGAAAGGAUUAUCUUGAAGUCUAUGACAACAGCACUGUGCAAAAAUUGGGAAGGUACUGUGGCAGAUCAAUUCCACCAUCACUCACUAGUGGUGGCAACACGAUGACGCUGUACUUUGUGAGUGAUCAUAGCACUGCCUCUGAGGGCUUCUCAGCUAAUUAUAUCUCCCUGGAUGCAUCAAAAGUAUGCUCACACCAGUACAGUAGCGAAACCGGUGUGCUGACAUCUCCAAACUAUCCCAGCAACUACCCUGUCCGGACAGAGUGUGUGUACAGCAUCACAGUGGGAAUGAACAGACAAAUUGUGCUGAACUUCACCGACUUCGUCUUGGAGGGGAAUCAACGCUGUACAGAAGAUUAUGUAGAAAUCAGAGAUGGAGGUUAUGAAACUUCCCCAUCUCUUGGAACCUACUGUGGUACAGAUCUGCCUCCUCUUAUAAUCUCUCAUGGUAACAAACUGUGGAUAAAGUUUGUAAGUGAUGUGUUUGGCACACGACAGGGAUUUUCAGCACACUGGGAUGGUACAUCAGCAGGUUGUGGUGGGACUUUGACAACACCAUCUGGCAUCUUUAUGUCUCCCAACUACCCUAUGCCAUAUUAUCACAACUCAGAGUGCUACUGGUUGCUGAGGGGGAACCAAGGGACCCCAUUCGAAAUCCAGUUUGAGCAGUUCCAUCUAGAGAAUCACACAAAGUGCAACUUUGAUUACCUCGCAGUGUUUGAUGGUAACAGCAGCAGUGCCAAGCUGCUAGGUAAAUUCUGUGGCAAUCAGAUACCACAACCUGUCCGCUCCAGUGGAAACAGCAUGUAUGUGAAACUAAGGACAGACAGCAGUUUGCAAGGUGGAGGGUUUCUUGCCAAAUACAAACAGGUUUGCCAUGAAGUGCUGACUGUUAAUCGUAGCCAUGGCAUCUUGGAAAGUUUAAAUUAUCCAAACAAUUAUGCGUUAAAUGAACAUUGCAACUGGACCAUCCAAACUACAAUGGGGAACACACUCAGCUACAGCUUCACAGCCUUUGAUUUAGAAAGUGGAUCUGACUGUAACCUUGACUACCUGAAGCUCUAUGAUGGGCCUGAUGCACAGUCCAACCUGAUAGGGACCUUCUGUGGGCAGACUCUUCCCCCAGCAGGGAACACCACGGGAACCAGCCUCCACGUGGUGUUUUUCUCUGACGGACUGAAUGCUAGAAGUGGGUUCCAGAUGCUGUGGCAUGCCAAUGGUUGUGGAGGAGAACUCUCUGGCGCGUCAGGAUCGUUUCACAGCCCCGGCUACCCCAACAGCUACCCGAGCAAUAGGGAGUGCAUCUGGUACAUUCGCACAGCACCUGGUAGCAGCAUUCAACUCACCAUCCAUGAAUUCGACAUUGAAUAUCACCCAAACUGCAACUACGAUGUUUUGGAGGUCUAUGGUGGACCCGAUUUUCUCUCUCCUAGACUAGCCCAGCUGUGCAUCUCAAGAUCAGCGCACAACCCACUGCGAGUCUCCACCACAGGCAAUGCAAUCGUCGUCCGUUUCAAGACGGAUGUAGCAGUGACUGGAAAAGGUUUCAAUGCCUCCUGGCAAGAAAAUCUGGGUGGCUGUGGUGGUAUUUUCCAAGCUACCAGUGGUGAAAUCCAUUCUCCCAACUAUCCUGAGCCUUAUAGUAACAACACAGACUGUUCUUGGGUUAUUCAAGUUGACUACAGCCACCGAGUCUUACUGAACUUCACGGAUCUUGACAUUGAAGAUCACCACUCAUGUAACUAUGACAGUGUUGCUGUAUAUGAUGGCCCCAGCAGUGAAGCACCACUUCUUGGAAAAUAUUGUGGGACACAGCAUCCUCCUGCAAUCACAACGUCCAGGAAUGUGGUGCAUGUCCGAAUGCACUCCGAUACAACCAUCCAGCACCGGGGCUUCAGCGCCCGCUUUACUGAAGCAUGUGGAAGUUUCAUCGAGUCAGAUUCAGCUGGGGCAGCUAUUUCCUCUCCUCUGUAUCCUGCCAAAUACCCAAACAAUCAGAACUGCAGCUGGAUCAUUCAGGCUCAGGAACCAUUUAACCACAUUACACUCUCUUUCACUGACUUCAAUAUUGAAAACAGCAGGCAAAACUGCACGACGGAUUUUGUAGAGAUUUUGGAUGGGAAUAACUACGAGGCUCCUCUUCAAGGCCGCUACUGUGGCACUGCUCUGCCGCAUCCUGUCACUUCCUUUGGUAAUGCCUUGGUGGUGAACUUCUUCUCCAACAACAACGUAACCGCCAGGGGCUUCUACGCCACCUACGCUGCGUCGUCGUCAUCCUGCGGGGGUGCUUUCCACAUGGAGAGAGGAGCUUUCAGCAGCCCCGGCUAUCCUGAGCCGUAUCCUCUGGACACGGAGUGCGUCUGGAAGAUUCUCAGCUCCCCUGGGAACCGGCUCCAGCUGUCCUUCAUAGCAUUUCAGGUGGAACAGAGUGAUGGCUGCAGCAAGGACUACCUGGAGAUCCGGGAAGGGAACGAAACAGGCGUGCUGGCAGGGCGGUUCUGCGGCGACUCCUUGCCUGUAAAUUAUACAUCUACGGUCGGACAUGUUCUGUGGGUUAAAUUUGUCUCAGAUAGCUCGAUCACUGCUGGUGGCUUCAGGGUCACAUUCUCUCACUUGUAUGGAAAUGACAUUGUGGGAAAUAGAGGACAAAUAGCCUCGCCGCAGUGGCCCAGGAGUUACCCUCACAAUUCCAAUUACCAGUGGCGAAUAAGUGUAAACGCUUCGCAAGUUAUCCAGGGUCGUAUCCUGCAGAUGGAUAUUGAAGAUAAUUACAGAUGCAAUUAUGACAAGUUAAAGGUGUAUGACGGGCCCAGCAUUCAUUCCCGUCCCAUUGCGACCUACUGCGGCACAGCCCCUGCCUCCUUCACAGCCUCCGGCAGCUCCCUGACUGUCCAGUUCCAGUCGGAUGCCUCCGUGAGCGGAAGGGGUUUUCUGCUGGAGUGGGCCGCCGUGGCCAGCGCUCCUGCGACACGCACCGUGGCUCGAGGUGCAUGUGGAGGGACUGUAACAACUGAAGAAACACCUUCAUUCCUCUUCUCACCGGGCUGGCCCAUGAAUUACAGGAACUUUGCUGACUGUGUAUGGCUUAUCAGAGCUCCUGGAUCCACUGUAGAGCUCAAUAUCCUGGCCUUGGACAUUGAAUCUCACAGCUCCUGCAGCUAUGAUCAACUUAUUAUUCGAGAUGGAGAUACUAGUCUUUCUCCAGUGCUGGCUACUCUAUGCGGGCGAGAACCUCCUGGACCAAUAAGAUCAACGGGAGAAACCAUGUUCAUCCACUUCAUGUCAGAUGCAAGUGUCACUGGAGCUGGGUUUAAUGCCUCCUAUUACAAAAGCUGCGGAGGCUAUUUGCAUACAGGCAGGGGUGUGAUCACAUCUCCCAAUUACCCUCAAAACUACGGUCCUAAUCUGAAUUGUUCCUGGCAUGUACUGGUAACCUCUGGAUUUAUUAUUGCCAUCCAUUUUGAACAGCCUUUCCAGGUGAAGACGGAGGAUGCUUCCUGCAACCAUGGGGAUUAUGUAGAGCUGAAGAAUGGAUUAGAUGCUGCUGCCCCCCCUUUGGGGAAUGGGCGGUUUUGUGGAAGCAGCCCCAUCUCUACCAUGCACACCUCGGACAACCAGCUGUUUGUCCACUUCGUUUCUGACAGCAGCAAUGAGGGGCAAGGAUUCAAACUGAAAUAUGAGGCUAAGAGUCUAGCUUGUGGAGGGAAUAUUUAUAUCAAUGAUUUCAACCCCAGUGGAUAUAUAUCCUCCCCGAACUAUCCGAGCAAUUACCCGCCGCAUGUUGACUGUGUCUGGACCAUAACUGCUCCUAAUGGACAUGCAGUAGAGCUGCAAUUUGAAGAUCAGUUUUACAUUGAACCUUCACCAAACUGUACAUCGAGUUACCUAGAGCUGCGCAGCGGUGCUGACCCCAGUGCCCCGGUCCUUGCCAAGUUGUGUGGAGACUCAAUGCCGGGCCCGCAGAGAUCCUCAGGAGCCAUCAUGUACAUGAGGUUCAGGUCGGACAGCAGUGCCACUCACGUGGGAUUCAAUGCUAAAUACUCCAUUG